GAAUAUACCGUUUGGGAGGUUUUGUCUAGGGUUUAUGGCGAUGGAGCCUGCCGCCGACGAGCUAGAGCAGCGUUCGAUCGAAGGUAAAGAUCCCGAGAAAGGGGCGCCAGUGGAGGACGAUCAGAAGCAUUUGCUGGAGAUCGAGAAUGUGAAGCCGGUGGUAAUCGAUGAGAAUUCGAAUCCGAUGGUAGUCGAUGGGAAUCCGAAGCCGGUGGUAAUCGAGCAAGACCAGCCGCCGCAAGAUGGUAGCGCCGAGGAUGUGGAAUCCUCCAGGCUCACGAGCGUUGACGAUGAUCGAGAGGAAGGCGAGGUGGAGGAAGAUUUGGCCGAGAAAAUCAGAGUAAGUGCUCCUUGUGUCCAGAAAGAAGAGAAUGAGAAAGAGGAAGACGAAGAGGAGGAUGAAGAGGAUGAUCUGGGAGAGACCAUGGAGGACAGUGAGCCUCUUUACAGCGACCAUGGAAAAGAGGAGUCUUCCUCUAGUGACGACGACAAUGAGGACUGGACGGCUUCUUUCGAGCAAAACUUUGGAAGCGAAAGCAAAAAAACUCACAAGGAUAGCAGUGAUGAUGAAGAUGACAAGCCUCCGAGAACCAAGAACGAGAUCUCGAGCUUACCUCCGGUACCAAAAGUAGAUGUCCAGCUCCAGCCUUGUCACACUUUAGUCCCAAUCGGUACAGUCUCUUCGAUAGUGGAAGCGAUGAUCAUCGUAGAAGGUGAUGAAAAUCAUCAGGCACUCGAUGAAGGCUCCAUUCUCUGGCUGACGGAUAGCCGAGCUCCCCUUGGUUUUAUCGAUGAAGUCUUUGGCCCCGUGAAGAAGCCCUUCUAUGUGGUACGAUUCAACGACGUUACAGAGGUUCCCAAAGAAGCACGAGAAUCGGCGCGAGUGGCCUUCGUUCCCGAUUUCGCGAGAACAGUCUUGAAGAACGAGAACCUGUUCAAGAAAGGUUACGACGCGUCUGGGGUGGACGACGAAGAGCUUUCGGACGACGAAGUGGAGUUCUCUGACGAUGAGAAAGAAGCAGAAUUUAAGCGCGAGAGAGCUAAAGCAAAGAGGAAAACAAGGGAGGACUCAAGCUGCCAAGCUUUCAAGGAGAAAAAGCCACCUCGGGCUCGUAAUUCCAGCAAGUUUGGCAAUGGAGGACCACACAAGGGAUUCGAGUCGCCUCGUGAUAGGAAAAUGAGAAGUCCCGGCGAUGCGCAGCGGCUCAUACAUGAAGCACAGAUGAAACGAUUCAACGAUAAGCGGCAGGAUGAAAAUAUAAGUUUCCAGCAGCUGGCACUCAAUCAGAAUCGCAGCCACCAGCACGAAGCUGGACAAAUUCCGGGCGCACGUAUGAACAAUCCCGUGCUGCUCGCUGAUAACCGGAACCAAAGCUACCAGUCUGAAAGACAGCAGCAAAUCCAAAACUACGAGCACCAAAGUGGAUUACCGCCGCCUCAAGUGAUGGUGGGAUACCAUCCUUCGGUCGCCCCGCCAUCAUACUGGCCAGGACAACCAUACCAGGUGCUACCCACGCCUUAUCAACACCCCAGCGUUAGCUUGCAGCAGUACGAAGCCGCGCUACCACCACCACCACUACCACAACAACAACAACAGGCUCCAGGUUUCUAUCCCACCGGGGGCCAGUGCUUUGGAGGAUAUCCAAGCCAGCACGUCAGCUAUAUGCCAGGGCCGGUUUGCUUUCCGGGGUUUGGAUGGAUGCCAAAUGCCUCGCAAGUGAUACCACCAGUUCCGGCAGCUCAGUUUCCACCAUUGCAAGGAACAGAGUUCCUGGAAGAUUUCAUCCAGGACGAGCACUCGAGCUAGAAUUCCAUCGACUGUUUUUUUCUUCC
Selaginella moellendorffii is the source of this 1833-nucleotide messenger RNA. RefSeq names its product H/ACA ribonucleoprotein complex non-core subunit NAF1. Gene Ontology annotation, biological process: pseudouridine synthesis; box H/ACA snoRNP assembly; ribosome biogenesis. The record is from RefSeq and is a predicted model, not a curated record. Gene Ontology annotation, molecular function: RNA binding. The transcript is spliced from 7 exons. NCBI's taxonomy places the organism in Eukaryota, Viridiplantae, Streptophyta, Lycopodiopsida, Selaginellales, Selaginellaceae. Bases 35 to 1807 code for a protein of 590 amino acids. Gene Ontology annotation, cellular component: sno(s)RNA-containing ribonucleoprotein complex.